Messenger RNA from Durusdinium trenchii, 1766 nucleotides. Lineage: Eukaryota; Dinophyceae; Suessiales; Symbiodiniaceae. The record is from the annotation of a GenBank genome assembly.
CGUGUCCACCGGAGGCUGGAGCCUUCAUUCACGCCCUGCGCUCGUGGACGUACCCGACCGGUGCCGUUUUCCCAUGUCGGAACUCUUGGAUGCCUUCGACGAUGCGGGGGUGGACGUGGAGACGAAGCAGUUCCUGAUUGAGGCCUUACACCAUGCGGAGGAGGCGCAAUGGUCCGACGUGCUGGAGCCGUUUGUGAACUUGGGGAGUGCUCAGCCAGGAGUUCCAUGCUUGGGUGGUUGGAGAAUGUUGGAGAAGUGGGGGUUCAUUCCAAGCGUUCGGGUCUAAAGACCACCCCGGCAAGGAACUGUUGGAUCAGGAGACUUUUGUCAGUUGCGUAGCUUGCCAACCUGCUCUCUGAAGACUUCAACGAAUCCUGGGCCUUACGACCCAGCCACAGGUCGUGAGACGCUGCCAUUUUGAUGUGGAUGAAACCUUUUCCGUGGCCCUGCGGCCCUAUGAUGAGUUGGUCUCCGGUCCAUGUUCCUUCUUGUAUCUUCUUGUUUUAUUCUAUUCUUCUAAACCCCGACCCGGAGAGACAUGGACCCCAAAUUCCACCACCCUCAAGGAAAGCGGCAAAUGUCGGACGGUCAAUGAAGUGUUGGGAAAUGUUUGGACAUUUCAGGAAGGUUUCUGCCCCAACUCCAUAUAUAGCUCAAUGACUCGACGUGACAUCGAACGGGCUUGGACCGGCUCCGCAUGGGCGAAUGUGAGGAAUGGCAGCUUGGAGGCCUGUUUGGCCGCUCUCACCAAGCCACAAGUCUUGUUGAAGAGUGCCAAGGCGCUGGAGAAAGAGAUGAAGCAAGCAGAGAAGUCGGAGAAGAUCUCCCCCAUCGCUUUGGCGUUUUUGCAGCUCCUCCAUCCAGUGCUGGGCGCCUCCGGGUUGCACACCGUGGCCCGCUGUGCCGCGGUGUGCCGCAACGCAAAGGAGGCCGUGCUGAAGGCCGACGUGUGGGACAGCCACGUGCUGCGGGCACGCAGGUGGUGGGCACUGCCACCAGUCCCGCAGCGGCUUCAGCCGAAGCAGCCCAACCCGGCGGGGUGGCGGCCAUUUCUAUCCACGUUGAGACCGCGGUGCGAUGGGAUCUACGUGGGCGAAUGUGGCUUUCAGCGUUGGCUGCGCGUGGGACACCACAGCGACCUCCGGAAGAACAGCGCCCAGCUGGCCGCCUAUGGCGGCCGAGGAGGACAGGCUGAAUGGGUGAGCUAUCGGAGGUACGUGCGGCUGAUGCCUCCAGAUGGGGAGGGCCGACAGUAUGCCAUGGUGCUUCAAGAUCCUUGUCCAAGAGAAGCUGCAGAGCAAGUCUUGGUGGAUGGGGUGGAUUUCACCACCCAUUGCAACCCUGUGAAGUCAGAGGGACUUCCAGACACUCAGGUGGCUCAUGUGUGUGAUGCUGAACGGCUCCGAAAACGUUUGUGCGUGGGUCAGUACAGUUUGGACCUGGAGAACCGCCUCAUUCGCGUGAGCUACACCGCCGUGGACGGCACCUAUCGACUGUGCUUUUCACUGAAGCACUGGAUCUUCUCAGACUGUCUCACUUGGGAGCAAUACGAGAUGGAGAGUCAGACAGGAGAGGUGGUCCCAUUUAAUCUUGGGCGCCUUCCAGAUUGGAAGGGCGGAGGUCUGGAAGAUGAGGGGAAAGAUCAUUUUCCUUCCAUGAAUUUUCGGCCGAAGACUUCUCUUGAGCAUUUGGCCUAACUGACCGUCAGACUGCCGCAAGACUGUGCAGCGACCGACAUGGUGGAAAAAGUGCAGGUGGUGGGCGGA